AUGCCGCCUCCCAUCGAUCCGGAAACCAUUUACACCAAGCAAACUUGCAUCGGCGGUGGAAGCUUCGGUAAGGUGUUCAAAGGUUUGGACAGACGCACCGGAGAAUCAGUGGCUAUCAAAAUCAUUGACGUCGAGAAUGCCGAGGAUGAUGUCGAUGAUAUCAUCAAGGAGAUUGCCAUCUUGUCCGAGCUGAAGUCGCCCUAUGUCACUAAGUAUCAUGGCUCAUACUUGAAGGGGUCCAACCUGUGGAUCAUCAUGGAGUUCUGUGCUGGUGGUAGUUGCCACGGUCUCUUGCGACCUGGUGUCAUCCAUGAGGAGUACAUUGCCAUUAUUCUGAGGGAGCUUCUGCGCGGGCUGGACUAUCUCCACAGUGACCAGAAGCUGCACCGAGAUAUCAAAGCUGCCAACGUUCUUCUCAGCGCGAGUGGUCAAGUUAAAUUGGCGGACUUUGGCGUGUCGGGACAACUGUCGGCAACAAUGACCAAGAAGAAUACCUUUGUAGGAACUCCGUUCUGGAUGGCUCCCGAAGUCAUCAAGCAAUCUGGAUACGAUUAUAAGGCCGAUAUUUGGUCCUUGGGCAUCACGGCAAUUGAACUGGCCUGUGGCGAUCCUCCGUACGCCGACAUUCACCCCAUGAAAGUGCUGUUCUUGAUUCCCAAGAACCCGCCCCCCACAUUGGUAGGCGAUUUUAGUAAGCCUUUCAAGCAGUUUGUUGAACUGUGCUUGCGCCGAGACCCCAAGGAGCGGCCAUCAGCCAAAGAGCUUCUUGAGCAUCCGUUUGUGAAGCGUGCCAAACGAACAACCUACCUGACAGAACUCAUUGAGCGCGCAGAGCGUUGGCAAAUAACUCAUCGGGGUCAAGACGACGAUGACGAAUAUGAUGGGUAUGAUGAUAGAGAAGCCGAUCAAACAGCAACCGCCAGAACCCAGGAAAAAGAAGACCUUUGGGAUUUCGGGACCGUUCGUCCUGUGGGAAAAGCAUCUGCACCCCCGCUGCGCCCUAUGAAAGGCUCUGACACCAAUGCGCGAACAAAUGAGACAGAAGAGUGGGAUCUGUGUGAUGAGACACCCCGACAAGCCGGAACAUUCCAAACCCAAUCACACGCUCAAGUGACCCCAGCAAACCCUGCUUUCAAUGUUUCUCCCACCAAAAUCCCUCUUCCUCCCUCUGCUCCAUCUUCCCCUCUCAAGCAACGCCCCUCCCAGACCGCACUUCCCCCACGCAAAGUCGUGUCUCCAGUGGUUAGCAAACCUGCAGUAGACAACCCUCCCGCGAGAGGAUUGAACGAUCAAUACGCACAGGCAACGACUCACUACGCUGGCAAACUUGAUACUGUUUCUUCAGCCAAACCUAGCUCCGCGGUCAGUAACCAGAGCACUCCUAUCAAACAACUCUCCAGCAUUCCCCUCCACGACCAAUACCGCACCCCAUCCGGUCACAUUGUGCAUAGACCAGCUCCACUUCCUCGCACUGUUGCUGAUUCUCUGGGACACCAGCCACAGUCUCCGCGCAUCCCCCAAGUCGCUCUUCCAAGACAUACAGACCCACUGCAACACGCAAAGCCAGUUUCUGGACUCAAGUCUAAACGCGCACCAGCAAACAUGGAUGACCGUGCUAUGCCCCACCGCUCCACCCCUCCCACCCCCACUUCUAGCGACCACAAGCGUUCCACCCGACCUCUUCCUGAAACUGAGCGGGCAACCGCCUGUGGAACUGUGAUUCUCCCGGCCCUCCGUGCAGCCAUGGACCGCCGCCGCAACCACCUCGUCCGUCUCGAACCCGGACGCAACCCUAACGACCCCCCGGCUACCCCAGAACAAGAGAAGGACUUCGACCGCAGUGUCCGUAUCCACCAUGGUCUGGAGAAGGUUGCUGAAGACAUUGCUCGAGCUUUCAACAGCCUGCACCACUGGGAUAUGGAGAGACCUGUUGACAUGGGCGGUGGUGUUGAUGCUGUUCUCGACGCGUUCCUCGAGGAGGUCCUCGUCCGAUUGCAGCCCAGUACCGACGCGUAA
Penicillium samsonianum is the source of this 2016-nucleotide messenger RNA. Its product is annotated as putative Ste20-like serine/threonine protein kinase. Gene Ontology annotation, biological process: protein phosphorylation. Gene Ontology annotation, molecular function: protein kinase activity; ATP binding. The record is from RefSeq and is a predicted model, not a curated record. Lineage: Eukaryota; Fungi; Ascomycota; Eurotiomycetes; Eurotiales; Aspergillaceae. The transcript has 4 exons. The coding region runs from base 1 to 2016 and encodes 671 amino acids.